AAAUUUUCUGCUGAGUUGAGAAAUUUGUUGUCGUCAAAAUGUGCAAUUUCAAAGAAUUGUAAAUUUUAUUGAAAAUAUCCCCUCAAUCGUGUAAAAAAUUGUUUAAUUUCGUGAAGGAUCUUUAAUAUAAAGUACCCAGAUAGGAUUAAUUGCGGAAAAUCGACAGCACAAAUAAAAUAAGGAAAAGUUUACGCCCCACUAACAAAAAUGAGUGAAAAGUUGCUGAAGGUGGGACAACGCAUCGAGGUAACCGGAAAGGAUGUCCGCGGAACGAUUGCGUACGUCGGGAUGGCCUCGUUUGCAGUGGGCAAAUGGGUUGGCAUUAUUCUGGAUGAACCGAAGGGCAAAAACAACGGAUCCCUCAAGGGUCAAACGUAUUUUACGUGUGAGGAAAACUAUGGAAUGUUUGUUCGUCCCACGCAGCUUAUCUUUCUGGACGAAUCUGGUAAACCCAUCGAUACGGGGGAAGUUCAAACUCCUGAAGAGAAACCUCGCUCUCGGCUAAGCAGUGCUAAACGUGUACCUUCGAAAACGACUGCUGGAUCAGUACGUUCAAUAGCUUCGAUGCCGGGAUCUACACCGUUUGCCGCGAAACCAACGGCCGUCCGCCGUAAGUCACCCGUCAAGCAGCCCCAGUCGAAGCGCGCCUCAAUGACCAUGACACUCUCAUCGUCCAGUUCUCGCAUGUCAUUGAACCGUAGCACCAGUUCGCUAGGGUCGAAAACGCAGCUAACCUCUCCGGGCAAUGAUCGUCCUACUGGCCCGGCUUCAGGCCACUCGUCAAUUCCGACCCCGGUUUCAUCGAUUCCUACCAUGAUGAAGCCCGGUGAUAGGUAUGAACCGGUGCAUAAGUCUCACAUUAGUCCGCCGGAGUCACUACAAACAUCCAAACGAGCUUCGUUCGUUGAAACAGGUUUCGUUGAGACGUUGAAACCUCAGUUUACUCCUGGACAAUCGCUUACGUCCCCAUCGCCAGCUCUCUCGACAACCGAAGAUCGCAUCCAUCUGAUGCAACUGCAGCAGGAGAUCGAGGAUUUGAAAACGCAAAACAAAGACCUGGUGGAGAAAUUGGAAACCUUGAAGAUGAGAAGAACUGAAGACAAGGAGCGACUUCGUGAGUUCGAUAAACUUAGGACCCAGUACGAUCAGUUGGUUGAAUUCAAGAGCAAGAUUAUGGAGGCUCACUCGUCGUUGCAACGAGAUCUGCAGCGAGCUAAACAGGAAGCUAAAGAUGCUCUCGAGGCACGGGAUUUGCAUCAAGAAGAGAUGGCUGAAUUAUCAGAAAAUGUUGAACUAAUCACUCUCGAUAAAGAGAUGGCCGAGGAGAAGGCAGACACCUUGGCUUUGGAAUUGGAGACGGCAAAGGAACGUAUUGAAGAGCUGACCCUUGAUUUGGAAAUUUUGAAAACCGAAAUGCAAGAAAAAGGCGCCAUAAUUGGAGAUGGAACUGGCACCGGUGGAACUUCGACGUACGAAUUUAAACAACUGGAACAGCAAAACGUGAGACUUCGUGAAACGCUGGUUCGCUUGAGAGAUCUCUCUGCUCACGAGAAACAUGAAAUUCAAAAGCUCGAGAAGGAAUUGGAAACUAAGAAAUCCGAAGUGGCUGAAUUGCAGAGAACGAAGGAGAAACUCUCCUCGAAGCUUGAUGAAAUGGAGGCUCAACUGAGUGACCUUCAAGAACAAGUGGAUGCAGCGCUGGGAGCUGAAGAAAUGGUCGAACAACUAGCCGAAAAGAAAAUGGAGCUGGAAGACAAGGUGAAAGAGCUACAGGAUGAGGUCGCUGAACUAGAGGCACUUGAAGAAGUUCACGAGCAACUAGUUGAGAGCAAUCAUGAACUUGAGAUGGACAUGCGCGAAGAACUGGACAUGGCGCACGCUGCCAAACGGGAAGCCAUACGCGAGAAAGACGCAGCAAUGGAAACCAUUGUAGAUCGCGAUCAAACCAUCCUGAAGUUCCGAGAACUUGUUCAGCGUCUCAACGACCAGUGUCAAGAACUUCGCGAGAAACUCAAUCAAGAAUCCAACAAGGUCGUCAAAGACACCAUUUCGGAGACAAUCGACUUCAAGCAAAUGUUUGCCGAGUCUAAGGCGUUCACUCGCGCUAUCGACCUACAGUUGCGUCAAAUUGAACUGACCCAGGCCAAUGAGCACGUUAAAUACCUGACUGCUUUCAUGCCGGAAGUGUUUAUGGCCCGUGGUGGCGAUCAUGAUGCAAUCCUCGUGAUUCUCCUUAUCUCAAGACUCGUUUUCAAAUCCGGUAUCAUCGUUAGCCAAGCACGGGAACGUUUCUCGGCUGUGCCCCAAAUCGACCGCAACGCCAUUGUCGGUGGACAUGAAGUGUACCAGUUCCGGUUCCGGUCCCGUUUGCUACAUCACGUACAUAAUCUUCAGAGUGUAAUGCAUCAGUUCCUGUAUGGGUUGACGGCCUGCCAGGCGGAAACUUUGCUUAAGAUUGGCUCAUCGCUUCCGGAAAUGCAGGCCCAAGAGAAGAUGGUCGACGAAAUUGUCGAUCUCCUCAAAGCAAAUCAAUUGGACGAAAACUCUUCUACUGAUAAUCUCGAAAAGUGUGUUAACUUUUUCAACGCAAUGUACUUGGUGUUGCUGUCCGGUGAAGAUUUGGUUAACGAAACGCAAAUCGUACGUGAUUGUACUGCUUCUAUUUCGGCUGCAUGCGAUUCUAUCUGGACCGAUUCCCACGUGAUCAAGACGUUGAUCAAGGGUGGUGAUGAGACCAGUGAUUCCGGUUUAUUGAUGCAGUACAUUGUGCAGAAUGUGGAAUCAGUCAAACAGCAGUUGAAACUGAUCAAACGCCGGCUACCUCAGGACGUGGCCGUCACCAAGUGUAACCUUUCGAUGAACACGUUGCAGAACCUAAAGAAAACGGCCGAAGCGUUGAACAAACUGAUGAGCGUUAUGUUCUACAGCACCAAACAGAUGGUUCAGAUGGUUACCGCGGAUCCUGAAUCUGAAGUAUCCGUUGCUCACGAUAAGCUGUGGGAGAUUAUUUCCAAUGCCUGUGAAAAGGUCUACGAGCAGGACGAUCUCGGGCCUUCUCAAAACAUCCGUUCAGUUUUGAGCAAUACGAGUACAGACAUGAGUCAACUAGCACAAUACCUUUUGGACCACGAGUACGAAAUUAUGUCCGGUACAAAUGCAAAGGUUCCCGAAGAGAAACCCGUUGCUCCGAUCAUCUUACGGGCUCAAGCCGUUAAGAAACAACUAGAGGAGACCAAAACUCUCACGGCAACGCUCGAAAAUCGGGAAGCUGAAAUCCGACAGCUCAAGCUGGCCGCCAAGCUUAAGCAGAACGAACUAUCCGAAAUGCAAAUCCGUAAGGAUUUGGCCGAAAAGAAACUGUCAGUGCUGCAGGUCGAUUUCGAAAGUACUACCACGCGUCUACAGAAACAAAACGACGAAAUCACACAGCAGCUCAAACAGAAAGAGAAAGAAUUCGAGGUAACAAUGGAUCACUUGCAGAACGACAUCGAUUCCCUGGAGAAUGAAAGGACUAGCCUUCGAGAAAAGAUCAAAACAUUCAAUCCCAAAAAAGGAGACCUCAAAACAACAACAGCUCUCGAUAUUACGGCUAGUUCACCCUAUAUCGACCAAGAACUUUCGCUGCUCAAAAAAGCCUUCAAGGAUGAGCGUGCGGAACGGAUGAAAGUGCAAGCCAACGAGUUCAAGAAGAUUCUCUCCAACCUGGAACCGCUCCACGUACCUCAAACAAAGGACAACCGUAUCGAGGAGUUGGAGAAGGAAAUCACCAAGGUCAAGCACGAUUGGAUCAUGUCGCUAGUGCGGGGUGCCGAAAUACCCUCGACCAAGUUUGCCCGUGGCAACGUGUCCGCGUGCAUCGUCGAUCAUGACAACAAACAGCGCCAACAGCAACGGGAAAUCAAAACCAAGGCGGAAAGGUUGGUUUGCGAAAUCAUGGAGGAAUAUUUGCAGCGAAAACCGCACCGAGCGGCACGCGGGGAUUUCGCCAUGUUCCCUUCGGCUGAACUGGCCACGGCUUUCAAGGUUAAUAUUAAAGCUUAGGCAGCUUAGACGCAGUUAAUAGGUAAGAGAAAACGUUACGUUUAUUUCUAUGAUGCUUACAUAACCGUAAUACGAGCUACUGUACUGAAUCGAUCGAUUUAACCCCUUAAGACAUGAAAAGAUGAAGCCAACGGUUUCCCUAACGUCAUCAUGCGAAAGUGAUUCUUAUUCCAUUAGAAUGGUAUUGUUUGAGAAAUUAUUCUUUUUUUUUUAUUGACAUACUUAUUUAUUAUAGCCUCGGCAUAAUCUGGCAUAAAAUAUACUCAUAGGAAAAUCAA
Molecule: messenger RNA, 4319 nt
Organism: Uranotaenia lowii
Lineage: Eukaryota; Metazoa; Arthropoda; Insecta; Diptera; Culicidae
Gene: DCTN1-p150
Product: dynactin subunit 1
Exons: 11
Coding region: 208-4041 (1277 amino acids)
Source: RefSeq, a predicted model, not a curated record